Molecule: messenger RNA, 315 nt
Organism: Porites evermanni
Lineage: Eukaryota; Metazoa; Cnidaria; Anthozoa; Scleractinia; Poritidae
Source: the annotation of a GenBank genome assembly
AUGAACAUUUCAUCUCUGUACACCGUCAUUCCCAAUAGCGAAGGUCUUCAAGCACUUAGAUAUUUUUUCGAUCAACGCACUGUUAAGGAACCAAGCUCAGAACCGCUACUCCGCCUAGCUGAACUAGUUUUAACACUUAACUGUUUUUCGUUCGCCGGUAACUAUUACAAACAAAUUAAUGGUGUAGCGAUGGGCACAAAAAUGGGACCCAGCUGCGACAAUCUUUUUCUAGGAUACGUAGAGCAUCAAUUUUUCAAUAAUUAUGAAGGUCCUAAACCCUCUACGGUUGCUACAUUGACGACUGCAUCGGCGUAA